Molecule: messenger RNA, 456 nt
Organism: Staurois parvus
Lineage: Eukaryota; Metazoa; Chordata; Amphibia; Anura; Ranidae
Source: the annotation of a GenBank genome assembly
GCGGGCACCGAGUCGUCUGGCAAGACUGCGGGCACCGAGUCACCAGGUAUGACAGCGGGCACUGGGUCACCAGGCAUUGGAUCGUCUGGCUCGACAGCGGGCAUCGGGUCACCAUGUAUGACAGCGGGCACUGGGUCACCAGGCAUCAGGUCAUUUAGCUCGCCAGCGGGCACCGCGUCAUCUGGCACGGCAGUGGGCACCGAGUCACCAGGCACGACAGUGGACUCUGACUCAAUUGGCACGACACGGGCACCGGGUCAUCAGGGACCGGAUUGUCUGGCUCGACAGCGGGCAUCGGGUCACCAGGCAUCAGGUCAUUUGGCUCGCCAGCGGGCACCGCGUCAUCUGGCAAGGCAGUGGGCACCGAGUCACCAGGUACGACAGCGGGCUCUGAGUCAAUUGGCACGACAGCGGGCACCGGAUCAUCUGGAUCAACAGCGGGCAUCGAGUCAACUG